This is a messenger RNA of Funneliformis mosseae, 501 nucleotides long. Lineage: Eukaryota; Fungi; Glomeromycota; Glomeromycetes; Glomerales; Glomeraceae. The record is from the annotation of a GenBank genome assembly.
AUGUUGGGCCGACUAAUCGAUCAUAAUGACCGAAUUCCUCUGACGCCCGCUAAUUUAACACGAUUUCAUUCCAGAGCUACACCCACCAUAACAGUGUCCGAUUAUCUUCGUCGGAUAGUGAGAUAUACAUCCACUGAGAAAGCUUGUCUCUUAAUACUUCUUAUAUACAUAGACAGAGUAUGUGAUCGUGACAAGAAUUUCACAAUAACGUCCUUGACUGUACAUCGUUUUAUUAUAGCCGCGGUCACGGUCUCAUCGAAAGCAUUAUGUGAUUCCUACUGCACGAAUUCACAUUAUGCAAGGGUGGGUGGAAUAUCCACACAGGAACUGAACACCUUGGAAUUAGAAUUUCUAUCACUCAUCGAUUGGCAGUUGAUCUGCUCUGGGGAGACAUUACAACAAUAUUAUGCGAAUUUGGUAAAACAGAAUACAAGAUAUCGGAGAGCUGUUCCUGCUUCAGAAUAUAUGAUGGGUGAAGGUAGUUCGAGAUGGAUGAUAUGA